Molecule: messenger RNA, 7338 nt
Organism: Dromaius novaehollandiae (emu)
Lineage: Eukaryota; Metazoa; Chordata; Aves; Casuariiformes; Dromaiidae
Gene: TEAD1
Product: TEA domain transcription factor 1
Exons: 14
Coding region: 244-1545 (433 amino acids)
Biological process (GO): embryonic organ development; regulation of transcription by RNA polymerase II; hippo signaling
Cellular component (GO): transcription regulator complex
Molecular function (GO): RNA polymerase II cis-regulatory region sequence-specific DNA binding; DNA-binding transcription factor activity, RNA polymerase II-specific
Source: RefSeq, a predicted model, not a curated record
GCUGCUGCCGCUGCUGCUGGUUAAUUGCACAUUCAAGUGGAAAAUUUUCGGGAGUCAGCAGAAACAUUGUAUCCAAAAAAGACAAAGUCGCAGUUACAACAACACCGAGGAGAUUGUCCCUGGAAAACUUCCUUUCGGUUUAUUUCCUUUAAGACUCCAGGCUUAGGCUUGGAGACCCCAGCCAUCACCAUUGAGCCCAGCAGCUGGAGCGGCAGCGAGAGCCCUGCCGAAGAUAUUGAAAGAAUGAGUGAUUCUGCAGAUAAACCUAUUGACAAUGACGCAGAAGGUGUCUGGAGCCCUGACAUUGAACAGAGCUUUCAGGAGGCUCUUGCUAUCUAUCCACCAUGUGGGAGGAGGAAAAUCAUCUUAUCAGAUGAAGGCAAAAUGUAUGGUAGGAAUGAAUUGAUAGCGAGAUACAUCAAACUUAGAACAGGGAAGACACGGACCAGGAAGCAGGUGUCUAGUCACAUACAGGUCUUAGCAAGAAAGAAAGUUCGAGAAAUUCAAGCCGCCAUUAAGGUGUCUAGUCACAUUCAGGUUCUUGCCAGAAGGAAAUCUCGUGAUUUUCAUUCCAAGCUGAAGGUAACAAGCAUGGAUCAGACAGCAAAGGACAAAGCACUCCAGCACAUGGCAGCAAUGUCAUCAGCUCAGAUAGUCUCAGCUACUGCUAUUCACAACAAGUUGGGCCUGCCAGGAAUUCCCCGUCCUACAUUUCCUGGGGCACCUGGGUUUUGGCCGGGCAUGAUCCAGACGGGGCAGCCUGGAUCCUCGCAAGACGUAAAGCCAUUUGUUCAGCAGGCCUAUCCUAUACAGCCAUCAGUCACAGCUCCCAUUUCAGGAUUUGAGCCUACAUCAGCUCCAGCUCCCUCAGUCCCUGCGUGGCAGGGUCGAUCGAUUGGCACAACCAAGCUCAGACUGGUGGAAUUUUCAGCUUUCCUUGAACAGCAGCGGGAUCCCGAAUCAUACAAUAAACACCUCUUCGUACACAUUGGACAUGCUAACCAUUCUUACAGUGACCCAUUGCUUGAAUCAGUGGACAUUCGUCAGAUUUAUGACAAAUUUCCUGAAAAGAAGGGCGGUCUAAAGGAAUUGUUUGGGAAGGGGCCACAAAAUGCUUUCUUCCUCGUAAAGUUCUGGGCUGAUUUAAACUGCAACAUUCAAGAUGAUACAGGAGCAUUUUAUGGAGUCACUAGUCAGUAUGAGAGCUCAGAAAAUAUGACAAUCACCUGUUCCACCAAAGUCUGCUCAUUUGGAAAGCAAGUAGUAGAAAAAGUAGAGACUGAAUAUGCAAGGUUUGAGAAUGGCCGAUUUGUGUACAGAAUAAACCGCUCUCCAAUGUGUGAAUAUAUGAUCAACUUCAUACACAAGCUGAAGCAUUUACCAGAGAAAUACAUGAUGAACAGCGUGUUGGAAAAUUUUACAAUUUUAUUGGUUGUAACAAACAGGGAUACACAAGAAACCCUGCUCUGCAUGGCUUGUGUAUUUGAAGUGUCGAACAGUGAACAUGGAGCACAGCACCAUAUCUACAGGCUUGUAAAGGACUGAGCAGUUAUUUAUAUAUAUAUAUAUAUAAAUAUAUACACAGUUCAUUUCACUUCUUUAUCAAAACACAGACUGUAAACCUCAACACUAAGUGGCAGUGCCUCUGGCCCAACUUUCACCCACAUUUUUCUAAAUCCUGUUUUAGUGAAGUCAUUUUUAAUGUGUUCAUAUAUAAUUGUAGCUGUGAAAUUCUGGUACAGUUGUAAAAAUUAUUUCUAAAACUAAGUGUUCUUCAAAUUUGUAAACCACAGUUCUUUGGGAAGACUGUAUUUAAGAACCUAAUGCCUCUGCCUGUGGAGGCCUAUUUUUAAUUCUGAUAGAAAAAUGUAUGACAGAGCAUUUGCCAUGGGGAAAAACUGACAGCAUUUAUAAGAAUUUAUUUUGGGUUUUUUUCCAACAUAAAAUACUUGUUUUACGAUGCAAGUGAAAUUGAAAUGAAUCUUUAGCUAUAACUGUAAAUGAGUACACAAAGUUAAUAAUCUUUAUAGAAUUAUCUUUGUAACUAAUUAGGGUGGAAGAUACGGACGAAUGUAAUUCACUAAAUUAUUUUUUAAAAUGAAACAUUUUUCUGUUUGAAACCAAAUGAAAAAUAUAGCCUUAAGAAAUGCCUGAUAGAAACAGACAGGUCCUCAAAUUAGGCAAAUUUUGUAUUUUUUUCUCAAUGCUGAAACUAAUCUUCUAAUCCAUUAAACUUUCAAACAGAUAUUGCAGAGAAAGAAAACAUCAUCCCUUAUCCCUAACAUAUCUAGUGUAUUUUAAAAGAAUAUAAAUUGUAUUGUACUAAUAUGAAAAUUUGAUUAUUUAAUGAAAAAGAUGGCUCCUUUUGCAAUAAGUAGGUAAAUACUGAAGAUUUAGACUCGCAUUAUACGUAGUCUUGUGUGCGCAGUUAUAUUUUAUAUGGACAAUUAUGUUUUCUAAUAAGUUGAAUGAAAAAAUUGCAACUGAAAUUAACAAAUGAAUGGAAACAACCAACAUUGUGACAACAUUGUAAUUUGUAAACUGAAAGCAAAACACAAAUGUGCUUGAGAGAAGAAUGCAUAUGCCUCUGAAAGGAUCAACAGCUUUAAUAUCUAUGAGAUGCUAGAAAAAUCACACCCAACAUCAGGCAAAAAAGAUUGGAAAGUGGAUGGGUUUUUUUCCUCCUUUUUCUCUUUAUUCAUGGUGCUCUUACGCCUCGCCCGAGUCCUCGCCAGUUGAUGCAAAGCUGACACACUUGGUACUUGUGAAGGCCUUCUAGUACUACGUAUUUGUACCAUGUGGGGUCUGAUGUCUUUCUUUUUGCCUGCAGAUGUGGUAAUAUUCAUCCUUCUGAUAAAUCAGGGAAGACUCCAGGAACUGAAGCACAGCUGGAGAUAUUUUAAUACUGUAAGGACUCAAAAUGUGGCUGUAGGUGUGAGUGAAUCUGAGGUACGCACAUGUCAGCUAAGCAGUCUCAUUCUUCCUGGCUAGGCCAGUUAGCGUUACUCAGCUUCUCUCCUUCCGCUGUGCACCCGGCACUGGCCUGUCAGUUCUCCAAGCACCAGUUGUCUAAACAGGUGUUCAGCCAGCAGCGCCUUCUCACGCACAACAUUUGUCUGAAAGGAUCGCGCACCACUUGGCCAACCAAGACACAUUAAAGAUCAGUCAUGAGACAGCCACAAAGAGCGUUCUUGGGAGGAUCUCUUGCGGUCAUGAAUCAAAGAAGUUAACAUUUGGUAAUGCCCUCGUCAUUGCCCUUUACCAGUAUGUGCCCAUGCGCAAUUAAAGUCUAGAAUUCACUCCCAGGCAGUGUCGUAGACGUCAAAAAAAAAGUCAGUCUUAAUUUUUGGGAUACUGUAUUUCUACAUAGUACCCUUUCUUAGAAUUGCCUAUUGUUGAAUUAUCAAGAUUAGAGCAUUUCCUAGCAGAGGUAGAGGGUUGCUAUAUGCCUGCAUCAGAUCCUGUUAAUGCUUAACACUGCUGAGGACUCACAGUAGAGGAAGCUACAAACAGCUAUGAGGGGAAGGGAGACCACUCAAAUUCCUUAGCCUGCUUCCGAUCUAAGUCUAGUAGGUGGAUGAUUGCUGUGAUGUCUAGCUGCUAUUUGUCUGUGGAUAUUAGGGCUGAUGAUCUUUCAGUUUAUGUUCUGUGAACUCAAAAAACAGAAAAAUAUGUCCAUGGUAAGGUCUCUUAACACUAACAAUCACAUCAGGAAAAGCACUGCAUUGUAACAGCCUAACGGUAGCCCUUUAUUCUAAGCACUUGGUGUUACCAGUCAAAAACUACUUUUUUUGUUUUAUUUCAUUCUAAAGUUGUCUUUUAUUUAGGGUUUGAAUUGUGGUUUUGGUGUUUUUUUUUUUUUUUUUUUUUUUAUAACAAGCAAACUUUUUAAGGCAUAUAAAGUAUGUAAGUCAAUUUGCAAAACCAGGUACAGUUUUUUUAAUAGAAUCUGGCACACUACGUAUGUCGUAACUAUAGGGUAUAAAAAGUCACAAUGUUUAUUGGUGUUCACAUAUGUAAUAUUAGGAAAAUUACUUCCAUCGUCUUUUCUUUACACUUCUGUAAAUGAUUCAUACCCUGUAUAUGUUGAUUCUUAAAAGCCUUAAAUCCUUCAAAUGUUCAGUGUGGGGUGUGUAGUCCAACAGGCUGCCUGUAAACUGUGAGCUCUUUUGUAAGCUGGAAGAAUUUAGCUUGUUACUGUUACUUUUUAGGAACCUUUUAAUUGAGAGCUGCCAAAGCAUUACAAUAUGCAGUGCCUUAGCGUUAUAUUAGAAGUAUCCUUAGCCUCUUAACAUAAAUUUUGUAUCUUGUUUUAUUAAUUGGUUCCAUUUUUAAAAGAAGACAUGUAUUUUUUCCCAUAGAAAAGCUCUUUGACUGCUUGGUCUAAACCAACCCUCAGUACAAGUCAGUCCCAUUACUACGCAGUUAAAUGUCUAUACCAAAAGGAAAGGUUACAGAUUCAUAGUUUUCCGUGAAAAGUGAAUUGUAUUAAUAAUGCUGCCUUUUUAAAUUUCAUGACCAAAUAAUUAACUAAUUGUGACUCUUCUGCACUCUAGCAUGAAAGUGCCUUUGGUUUGAAAUUCCAGCUUAGAAAAGUGCUGCCAUAAUAAUGACAAUUUGUAGAGAGACCAAAAAUACUUAGUUAUCACCGUAAUGCCUUUGGUUUAUUGGAAAAAGUUGAAACUACAGGCCUCCAUUCACAAAAGAGCACCAUUUAUAGCAAUGUAAUUUUGCUAAUGAUGAAAGUGCAAAAUGCUGGAGAAUAAUCUACUGUUUGCCAUUUCUGACAGCAUUGCAAACCAGCAACUGAUGUGUUUAUGCUAUAAAAAUGAAAAUGAUUCACAUUUAUAUUCUCUUCAUCCACUCGUGCAUCUGCAUAAUGUGAGAUCUAUAUACUGCAGAUUUUUGGACAGUGGACAAAUGUGACUUUAUUGUUCUCCUCUAAUAAUAUUUCAGUAUCUGUGAAGAUUUUUUUGUUUAAAGUUUGGUUUACAAAGUCAUGCAUGCUGAAAAUCAGAUGCAUAAAAUUUAAGGUGAAAAUGGAGAACAGACGAUAAUUAGGGUAAAUGCAAUUGCGUGUUUUUAAUAAGUACUGAAAUGUUAAGUGUGAGCAUUGCGGAGGAAGGUGCUGUUAGAGAAACUCUGGUCAGCACUAUUCAAAACACAGGGUUGUUUUGUUUUGGUUUUCUCCCAGGUGAUAUCUCCAUAGAAGAAAGUUAGUUAGCUCCUCUUAAAAAUGUGUCUGUAUUUGAAACCUUCUGUGAACGGGGGCCAUACUCAACACUACAACUAAAAAUGAUGGGAAGAGGAGCAAGAUUUUAAGAAAAAUAUGUUAGAAAGAACAAAUAUCAGCAAAACCAAAAGCUGUCAGAGGGAUUAUAUAGUUGUGAAUACGAUUUUAACUUGAUUUUUAAAGUAUUUGAUGAAAACGAAGAUUAACUUUUUAUAUAGAGAAAUAUUGUGACACUGUGUGGUAAAUAUUGUGAUAAUUCAAGUUCCCUGUCUCUAAAAUAUUAUUUUUCUUAUUCCUUCAAGGUCUAAAUUUCACUUACCUCUAUCACACAAGUAAUCCUGUUGAACUCAAUGAGAUCGAGGUAGGGCAAAGAUGAUUUCGCCCCACAAGUAGAGCAUGUAUUUUCAAUCAAUACAAAACAUUUCAACUGUCCCAGUCAAUAUUUGUGAUAAACUAUACUUCUGUCUCACUAAAAUAUUAAAAUAAGUAUAAUGGUACCUUUUGGGGCUGUUAAAAAUUACUACUAACAAAUGUAGUUUUAUUUACUUGAAUUCCAAAAUCAUUUAUAUAGGUACUACACCACUAUUUUGAAGGAAUUGCAGAUAUAAUGCUUGUUUCUCACUUUCCCUUUCUACUGCAGCUACAGCUCAUUAAGUUUGGCAGUAGCUUCUUCCGUUAAAAACUCCACGGUAUAGGCUUUUUUUAAUAAUGAAGGGUGUACAUUAAUGUUGAAUGUAAGUAACUGGCCAGUUCAAGGCAGAUACAACAUUUGACGUGCUAAUCCGUAUCUAUUUAUUUUUCCACUGCAACUCCUAGGGCAUACUUGCUUUCUGAAGUAGUCCCCUUAUAGUUUUCCCGGAUUCCUCAUACUGAGAAAUGUUUUGUCUACUCUUUACUUGACCCAUCCUGAUACAUGUAGUGCUGGCCACAGAGCGCACGUGAUAAGAGUCCAGUUUUGUACCCUUCUCAGGAUGAUCUCUUUCACCCCUUCUGUCUUUCAUAACAAGACAUUUAGCCCCCUAAAAAAAAAAUGAGGCUGGAUGAUUUCAAAGUACAAAGUGUUUUCACUUUGUAGAUCUUCAUCUUUUAACUUUUCAGGUCAGUCUUGCUGAGAUCAUGUAAUUAGUUUUAGUGUGUAAAUUAAAUCUUAAAUGCACUCAGUUGACAAAAAGGAGAUGGAUCCCUGUUACCUCCUUACAAAAUAUGUGGAUUUGUUUUUGUUUUGUUUUGUUUUAUGGGCCUCUGAUUCAGGCUCAUGACUGCAGACAAAAAAUACAAUAUGUGCCUGAAAAAAAAAGACAAAAGAAUUUUAUAACAUUAAAAACCUGAAUAGCCUUUAAUUCUUCAGUACAUUUUAUGUAAAACAGGUUGGGUUUUUGUUUUGUUUGGGGUUUUUUUGCCAUGUGCAUUUGUUCACAUUUGUAAAUGACUUAAUGGAAUUCUCACUUUAUGUUUAUUUGUGUAAUGUGUAUAAAAUGGGUUUGUGACUUAAGCAUAUUCAUAUAUGGUCAGUGGUUACUUUAAUAUUGUACUGCUGCUGGUAACUUUUGAUGUAGAACUUGCCUUUUGAUGAUAAAGUACCUCUAGGUUAGACAGGGAGGGAAGGCUCUUUGAAAAAAAGUGAAUGUUCUCCAAUGUUUUCUUAACAUAUUUGCAGAAGCUUUCAAAAGGAGUUUCAGUCAAACCUCUUGGCAGUACAGUAUUCUUGUAUUUGUUAUUGUCUGUGUGUAGGUACUGGUACCUUUUUUUGUUUAAAAUGUUUUAAGUGUUGGCUUUAAAGUGAAUUUAUCUUUAGUAUGAUAGUAAUAUGAAAAUUAUAGGUUUUGUGUGCAGAGAAUUUUUUUAUAAAGUGCUUUGUAAAAAAAAAAAAAUGUAUUCUAGCUUUCGCGGUACAUAUGUGUGAUAACUUUAAUAUCCAUGACAGUUAAGUGCAAUUAUUUCAUCACUCUAAAAAUGCUAUUUUUGUGUCGGUUACUGCAGGUGUUUUCAUGUCUUUGCAAAGUGACACAUUUUGAUGCCUUCUUGAUAAAGUGGUAGAAUUUUUGUAGCUUUCUAGAAACUUUGUAUUCAUACAGUAUCGAUUGAAAAUAAAGAAAAUGAAAGUG